AUGGCUUUCAAACGCUUCGCCCUUUCGGCCCUCUUGGCCACCAGCGCUCUCGCGAAAACCGACUUGGGCGGCUGCGAGACCACCGAUCUCGUCGUCACCGUCACCGGCCGCAACGAGAACACCGUCUACACCACCCACCUCUACUACCUUCCCGACACCGGCGAGAUCUGCGAGAUCCUCGACUGCGGUGGCGGCCGCGCUCCCAAGACCACCGUCCCCGGAUGCGGCGCCUACAAGGGCACCGAGACAUACUCGCCCCGGUUCCUGCCCACGAGCACUGCCGAUCCCGCGCCCGAGGAGACUGACCCCGCGAACAACACCGGCGCGGAUGAGGACACCACUGAUGCACCUACUGGCUCGGCCCCGACCACAAGCGGCACCCAGACUACGGGUGCCCCCGAUGCUAGUACAUCUGGCCCCGCUGCCACGGGCGGCUCUGGUGACUCUGGUGCCGCUGCUAUGGGUGUCUCUCUCUUCGGUGGCCUUCUCGCCGCUGGUGCGGCUGGUGCUGCGCUGAUACCCGACAAAAUUUCAGCUAUCGGCGGUACUAUCUGGCACGGCGUAAAGGGUUUCCGAAACAGCCCCUACGGCGAGCGUCGCGCUGGCGCCAUCACCGCCAUCAAGCUCCGCGCCCCCGUCCUCGGUGGUAACUUCGGUGUCUGGGGCGGUCUCUUCUCCACAUUCGACUGCGCCGUCAAAGGUGUCAGGCAAAAGGAAGAUCCUUACAAUGCCAUCAUUGCCGGCUUCUUCACCGGUGGUGCUCUUGCCGUACGUGGUGGCUACAAGGCUAUGAGGAACGGUGCCAUUGGUUGCGCCGUUCUCUUGGCCGUCAUUGAGGGUGUCGGUAUCGGCAUCGGAAAAUACUUCGCCGGCAACACUAAGCUCGAGGCUCCAAUGCCCCUCCUCAACCUGAGCGAGCGAUGGCUUAAACCCGCGGAUCGCUCAGCACCCUUGUUCGCGAGCGUAAUGCCCUCCGCAUUCGACCAGACCUAUCUUCGAUGGACGACGAGCACCGCACCCGGUCACUAA
Messenger RNA from Parascedosporium putredinis, 1029 nucleotides. NCBI's taxonomy places the organism in Eukaryota, Fungi, Ascomycota, Sordariomycetes, Microascales, Microascaceae. The record is from the annotation of a GenBank genome assembly.